CCCUCGAAGUCGAAAAACAAAAAUAAAUAAGAUAUAUAAAUUGAAAAGAACAUUUUCGUAUAAACGACGUCGUCAAAUAGCGCUCUGCAAAACCCUAGAUCGUAAAUUCAAUUAUGGCGAUUGCAAGAACUGGAGUUUUCGUUGAUGAUUACUUGGAAUAUUCGAGUACAUUGCCUGCUGAGCUUCAAAGGCUUCUUAACACCAUUAGAGAACUUGAUGAACGUUCACAAGGAAUAAUAAAUCAGACUAGGCAGCAGACCAAUUACUGCCUAGGGAUAGCUUCUCAGAGUCAGGGAUCAAGGAAAAAUUAUUAUGAUGAUGAUGAGGCUUUUGAGAAGCUGAGGAAGGAGAUUGAAGCAAACCAGGACAAUGCCUUAAGCCUUUGCACUGAGAAGGUUUUACUUGCUCGACAAGCUCAUGAUAUUAUAGAUAGCCACAUAAAGCGCUUAGAUGAAGAUCUUACCAACUUUGCUGAAGAUCUUAAGCAAGAGGGAAAGCUACCUGCAGAUGAACCUCCUAUCCUUCCUCCAUUACCUUUGGUCCUUAAGACUGAGAAGCGCAAAGCACCGUAUAUAACACCUCAAUCAAAGAAGUUUGAAUACAGGGACUGGGAUUGGGACCGAGAACGUGACAGAGAUUAUGAUCUUAUGCCGCCUCCUGGCAGUCAUAGGAAAGAUUUUGCUUCUCCUGUUGAUGUUGAUCAACCCAUUGAUCCGAAUGAACCCACCUACUGUGUGUGCCAUCAGGUAUCCUUUGGAGAUAUGAUUGCUUGCGACAAUGAAAAUUGCCAAGGAGGUGAAUGGUUUCACUAUACAUGUGUUGGGCUCACACCAGAAACAAGAUUUAAAGGGAAGUGGUACUGUCCAACAUGCAAACAAUCACCAAAUUGAUUACAAGUACGCUGCCUUUUAUUUGUGCUGGAAUUCCUUCCACAUUAAAUUUUUUGAAGGGAUCUUUCGUAGGUUAUGUUCCCCUAGUUCUGUUUCGAUAUAGAAAUGUACCUAUUGGGUAAUGGUCAAAUUCGGUCCCUUAGAUAUAUGAAAAAGGGAGAGCGCGAAAAAGGGGUGGUUGGAGAAGUGCAUUGCCUGUUUGCUAAUAUAUCGUGAUCCCUGUUUUAAAGUUACAGGAUGAGAUUGCUCUGUACAUGUAUAAGUAUCUAUCAGAGGGAUCAAGUUUUGUUGACACUGCAUAAUGAACUCCAAAGGUUGCUAUUUUGUUUGGGGAUGCCUUUUCAUUUCUUUUUGGAGUGGUAAACAAGAGAGUAAUUAGCAUUUUUGUGAGUGGUAUCACUUAGCAAUGGUUAGUAAUAUGUAUUUUCACCUUAAUGUAUCACUUAAAUAUGGGAAAACAUGGUUUAUUGCA
This is a messenger RNA of Lycium ferocissimum, 1362 nucleotides long. Its product is annotated as PHD finger protein ING2. The record is from RefSeq and is a predicted model, not a curated record. The coding region runs from base 114 to 890 and encodes 258 amino acids. Gene Ontology annotation, cellular component: nucleus. NCBI's taxonomy places the organism in Eukaryota, Viridiplantae, Streptophyta, Magnoliopsida, Solanales, Solanaceae. The transcript is spliced from 7 exons.